CAGACGGAAAAACAGACGAUCAGAUUCAGCUUCAGAUCUUCAGCUACAGGAGAGAAAAGUGGAAAACUACAACCCUGCUGCUUCAACCUGCUGACACUCCACACACUGAAGAGAUCUGAUUGGCUGCUGGAGUUGUCAUCCUGGUUAUAUGUGAGGGAGCUGGCUGGAUUUUAUUUCAGUGCAUUCUGAUUAUAGUGUUCAGUCUGCUGGUCGGGGGACAUCUGAACUUUGUGUGAGCGAUCACAGAUCGAGAGGAAAAAUCAUGGGCUCUGAUUGGUCACAAGAGGAAUAUGACAGCUCUGCUCUUUGGAUUUAUGAUGACGUUUUACAGUAUAAACCAAGCCUCCUACCAGAUAUAGGCAUAGAUGAGUCUCUGCUGAAAUAUUCUGGUACCGACUCUAACGCGGUGCUGCAGGUUUACUCUAAUGAGACGCUGUCAGAGACACUGGUGCCAGAAUACAUCGAGAAACUGGGAUCUACUCUUGGUGCACUGGAGUCAGUCCCGAAUGCUGUUGGACUUGGAGCUUUGGUGAUUUCCUUUAUCAUAGAGAUCAUCAUCAAGGUCAACACUCAGACAAGUGAUUAUACAUACAGCAUGAUACGACGUGUGUUUGGUGAAGAGAAAGCUUCGAGUGUCCGGGACACAAUGUCAGAGUAUCUGAAACGCCAUCGCAUGUUCAUAAACAAUGACCAACGAUUACGGGAGGAACUAAGGAGACUGGAACAGCAGCUGAGCAACCAUCUCACCAUCCUCGCAAACUCCCUGCUGCAUGACGGACAGAUGAGCAGCCGGGGGUUCAAAAUCUGGGUCAACGGAGCCGCCUUCCACGUCCAGAUGUUGAUCUUUGAAGCCCAACUGAAUAUUCAGACUGGUACACCUGCAUCAGGCUAUGUUAAUUCUAUCGAAGUUGCCAUUGAUUCAUACGAACAGGACCUGGAUAACUUGCUGGAGAAACACAAGACCUACAAGAUCAAUUCAAAUAUGUUUACGAGUAAAUGUAGCAACAACUCUUAUCCCAAAAUACGUUUUUAUGAGAAUAGACACAAUAAACUGAGUGGAGAUUUUCCUCAUCCUAACUUGCUGGAGAAACACAAGACUGACAAGAUCAAUUCAAAUAGUUUUAUAACUGAAACUAUAAUAGUAAAUGUCCAUGACCUCAUAGCAUAUAUCCCCAUUAAACAUUAUUAUAUGCAAAAUUAUGAGAAUGGACACACUAGACAGCGUAAAGUUUUUAAUCGUCCUAACCCGUGGCAUGACCCAAAAGCUCUGACGACUUUCAUGAAUCUUGUUUACUCAAAUUAUGAACCAAUCAAAGGUUUAAAGAGUUAUUUUUUAAAGAUCAAGAACGACCUCAACUCUCUAAUCCGUCAACGUGGUUCAUUCACUCUGUCGUCAGCAGUGUCGGGCAAGUGA
Messenger RNA from Sander lucioperca (pikeperch), 1414 nucleotides. RefSeq lists its product as uncharacterized. The transcript has 3 exons. The coding region runs from base 263 to 1414 and encodes 383 amino acids. Lineage: Eukaryota; Metazoa; Chordata; Actinopteri; Perciformes; Percidae. The record is from RefSeq and is a predicted model, not a curated record.